AUGGUCCGCCAACAAGACUCCCACCAAGGCGGAAGCCUCGCCGACAUGGCCGCAACCGGCACAACAAUCCCCAACGACGCAGGCAAGAUGAACACCAUCCCGUCAGUCCCCCGUCCAGACCAAAGAACCGACCACUUCGGCUUCGAUAACGCCGGAAUCGCAGAGCCAUCACUCGCAAUGGCAGCCGACAACGCCACCGAUAUGCCACGCUCAACCCGCGACGUCGGCCAAACCGGCGAGGUCAUUUCCGGAACGGGAAACUCCAUGCCAGCUGGCGUGGAGUCGAAACAUGCCUACAUGGGCGCGAACCAUCAUGCUGGUCAUGGCGAUACUCGUGAUCUGAAGCAUCAGAAGUAUGGCCGUAGUGAAUUUGAGCGCUAUGCUAAGGAGGAUGAGGAUUCCGGGGACUUUGUUGGUCAGCAUGAAAUGCGCAACGAGUAA
Molecule: messenger RNA, 441 nt
Organism: Penicillium nucicola
Lineage: Eukaryota; Fungi; Ascomycota; Eurotiomycetes; Eurotiales; Aspergillaceae
Exons: 1
Coding region: 1-441 (146 amino acids)
Source: RefSeq, a predicted model, not a curated record